Metopolophium dirhodum (rose-grain aphid) is the source of this 3720-nucleotide messenger RNA. RefSeq lists its product as uncharacterized. The record is from RefSeq and is a predicted model, not a curated record. The coding region runs from base 381 to 1634 and encodes 417 amino acids. Lineage: Eukaryota; Metazoa; Arthropoda; Insecta; Hemiptera; Aphididae. The transcript is spliced from 9 exons.
AGUCGUUUCGCGCCCGACGUGCCGACCACACGCGCUCGCCGACCGAGGUUUCCGUCGCACCGGAACCGAACGGAUUUCGCGCCGCACACACGGAACCGAACGUCUCGCGUACGUCUGAUUUGAUAUCGUCGUUUCCGAUUUUCCGAUCGAGACGCGGCUGAUUCUCACGGCGUUUCCGGCUUCUGAGCGCCCGAUAAGUCAGGCAGGUCGAAUAUUGUUGUUUUCAGGGGAAAAAAAAAUAAUAAUUGCGAAUUGUCCCGCCGUCGCCGCUCGGGUAGACGACGUUCGUCGCGAUCGUCCGUAUAGGUUUAUGAACUGCCGAGUGUGGUGAUAGGAACGGAUCGUGAGAGAGGAAAGCGCGGCCACGACGAGCGUCGACGAUGCGUACUGCCGCGCUGACCGCGGUCGCGGUGUUGGCCUGCUGCCGGCCACCGCUACCCGCCGUCCGGGCCGUGUGCCUGCACACGGCCAGGGACCUGCAGGCCCAGGCCCGCGCGUCCGAAGUGGUGGUCAAGGCGCUGGCCAUGCGCGUCUGGCCGGAACCCAAUGGGCUGGUGGGCGGCCACUUUGCCGUCAUGGCCGUCUACAAGGGCGCCCGGGCCGUGAAAAACGUGUUGCACAUCGGCGGCACCGACUUGUUCAACAUGCACGACAAGAGAAUGAACGUGACGGGAUUUUGGAACGAUGUACAGGAUGACGGGCAUAGGGCGUGCGGGGCCAGAGUGACGGUGGGCACGUAUUACGUGCUGUUUGCAGACGUCGUGCAAGGCCGAUUUGUAGCCAAGGACAGACAAGGCGCGUUGGUCGAGUGGACGGACGGCAACGAAAGGGCCGUGUGGCACGGUCUUGGAUGGGGUGACUGGAGUGAUUGGUCGGCGUGCAACGUGUCGUGUGACACCGGCCUGCAGUAUCGGCACCGACGUUGUCUGAAGUGCGGGCAAGGGCACAACAAGGAAAUGCGAAAGUGCAACGACUUCCCGUGCGACGGUGUCAUGGAACUGGUUGCGCCGGGUGACCGCGUGCGCACCGUCGGCGGCAAACUAAACGGUAGCGAAAAUGGGUUCAGUCUUCUCGACACAGUUGGCUUCUCGAACACGUUUUCACUGUUGAUCACGCUAAGAGUACAACCAAAAGUGGACUUUGGUACUGUCUUCCGUUUAUCUUCAUCGACAGAACCAUUGAAAGUCAUAACGCUUGAAGUCAGUGGUCCAGAUCUAUUACGAGUGUCUGUAAACACGAGGCAGUCGAAUAGAUCAGUGCUCAUCGCUGCGGUUUUAGCUGACGGAAUUACUCAUCAGCUAGGAUUGGGAUUUCAAGAAGAUGAAAUCAUAGCGUAUUUGGACUGUAGAUGGGUUACGACUGAGACGCUUAUGCAAAAUUCGUAUGCCUCAUCUCCAGAAUAUUAUGACAUGGACGUCUUUGAGGAAUCGUUAACGGCGGACUUGGUGCAAAUGAUCGUCGUGCCGGACCCAACAGCCGUUUCAGACCAGUGCACCGUGUUUCGGAUAGCCGUGCUGGACACGGAGAUUGUCAAAACCAAAAUAAGGGAUAAAUCUCAACGUGGCACCAAUGGAAUUAUUAACGGUGAACAUGAAACCAAAAGAACUAUUUCCAAACACUCGGAGUCCGUUUAAUGAGACCCGAGGAUGGACCUCGACCGGAGACUGAACAAAGAAUACGACGACGUAUCAACGCAAGCGUGUUAUAAUACGAUAUUAUAUUAUUGCAAUAAAAUAAUAAUAGUCGGUAUUAAAAAAAAAAAAAUAAAAAAAUAUUCAAUAAUUAUAAAUAAUAACGAAAUUAUCGUUCGAAGUUCUCGGAAUAAGGUGUGCACAUAAUAAGACGUACUACGAAUGAUGUCGAUGUAUAAUAAUAAUAAUAAUAAUAAUAUAAUAUUAUAAUAACCGAGGGCAUUUUAUUUUGUGAAUGGAAAUCGUCAUCGCACCGCAACGGAGCUGAGUCUAAUGCCGACGCCAUAUUUUAUCUCCAUAUAUUAAUAAUAAUAAUAAUAAUAAUAAUAAUAAUUAUUAUUAUAUGUAUUUGAUGUCUGUACAUAGGUAAUUAUAAUAUUAUAAAAAUACGAUAAUAAUAUUAUUAUAUAUGCCAUACAUCUUUGUCUGUGUGUGUUUUCGUGUGCUCGCGUGUUGUGUACACACGAGCAAUGUUUUAUUGUAAUUAUUAUUCUAACAUGUAAUUAAUUAUUAUUCCCAACCUAAAAUUAUAAGCUUUUCAUCAACGAACUUCCUCUUUUCACGCGCAAUCUUCGCGGUACAUAUUAUUGAAUUAUAAUAAAUAAUAAUAUUAUGAAUGUCAAAAAAUGAAAACCCCCAAACAACAAUAGCAACUUGGCAAUCGAUCGGAAUACGCGAGACCGAAAAUAUUAUGUAGGUCUCAUGUAUUCAUAUUAUAUACUGUGUACUAUAUGCUAUGUAUUGGCACGAAAUCGAUAUUCCGAAAAAUUCCAGUUUCACAUUUUAUUAACAAUGUCAAAAAGCGCGCAAAAAAAAAAAAAAAUACGAAAUACCGAAGGCCAUUAAUAAAAUUCGUUGUCGAGGUUUUGUGUUUCGAUCGGUACCUACCUAUAACUCUACGUGUACAUGAUAUUAUAAUAAUAAUGUGUAUAAUUUAAUUUAAUUGCGUUUUAGUCCUUAAGUCGUAUUGUACAACUGUAACGGUAUUGUCUCAUUUGUAUCGAUAACUACUAUACAUACGUAUUUAUAUUAAGUGUAAAAUGUAAAUAGUAUUGUCGUCAUAAUAAUAUUAAACAUGCAUCAAUGAAAUCGAAAAAGUCCCGUGCGAACUUGCCGGUUACGCUACAAAUUGAUGUCGCCAGUAUAGGUAUAUUGUAUAUUAUAAUAUUAUUAUUGUGUAUAUUAAUAUGGUUACUGUUGUCGUUAUAUUUCACUUAUUGUUUUUCUUUUUUUUUUUUUGACGACGGAAACGAUCACGCGACUCCGAGCCACCCCCCCAACGGAUAGAUUUCAACAAGUUUGUUUUUAUUAUUAUUUAUUCUCAUCAUUAUCAAAACUUUUAAAUGUUUAAUUUUUUUUUUUUUUGGUUCCAUGACUGAAAGGCUGACUUUAUACCUAAAAUAUUUUUGUUCUUACAAACAAUGUGUGCAUAUAAGUUUUUUUUUUAUAGUUUGAAUCCGACAGUUUCUGUCAAUUCUAACGGCUUAACGGCUUCGUAUCGAUUUAAAACAUUUUGAUGUAGCCCCCCGAAAAAGUCUUUAAAUGUCUUCCCUCCGAACUGUAUACGGAAAAAAAAAUCAAAAAUAUUUCUAAUCUUCCGUUGGCUAGUGUUGUGUCUUGUCACAACAAGUGGUUUCAAUCAUGUAUACUUAUUAGUAUUUCAGUUUUUUUUUUAUUUGUCGAUAUUAUACAUUAUUAAUAAGUGUAUUAUAAUUUAUAAUAAUUAAUUGAUCACGUGUACCAACAAAACGUAUUUUACAACCUCGACCUGAUUAUAUUAUAGUGACAAACUAUCAAACUAUCAAUACACGUUAUUGUGAUCACUGUUAUUAUAUUAUAAUCAUAGUUAAUAAAAAAAAUCGAGUGGCCACUGCCGUUCCCCUUGUACAUUUAGAAAACCGAAUGAGGAUUAUUAUUAUGCCAUACGAUUAUAAUAUUAUUAUUAUUAUAGUUUUCGUAGAAAUGUUUAUAUACGUUUGUUUUUGUGUACACGAUAAAAAAUAAAUAAAUGCAUACGACCAAAAUCUCA